AUGUCGAAAACCUUGUUCGUGGAACUCGGAGUUGGGUCGGAUCAACACGGACAAGACGGCACGAAAGCCGCGGUGCGAGCGUGUAAAGAUGCGAUUAGUUUCAACUCGUUACCGGCUAUCGCGGACUUGAUACCGGGCGGGUACGGCGGGAUGAAGUUACACGUACUCGUAGCCGCGCCGAUUGAUGCGUAUCCAGUGGACGUGGAUGAGGUGAAAAAAGUAUUUCCGUACGGUUCGGUGGACGUGGAGUUAGUGAGAGGAGGGAUGGUGGCGUCGAGUGGGAUCGCGAUAGAAGCCAUGGGCGACGGCUUCGACGCGGACGGGCGAGCGAACGACGACUUUAUCGUCGUCAACGCCGCGGUGAGCGUUGGGUAUUAG
Messenger RNA from Bathycoccus prasinos, 378 nucleotides. RefSeq lists its product as hypothetical. The coding region runs from base 1 to 378 and encodes 125 amino acids. The transcript has a single exon. Lineage: Eukaryota; Viridiplantae; Chlorophyta; Mamiellophyceae; Mamiellales; Bathycoccaceae. The record is from RefSeq and is a predicted model, not a curated record.